GCACACUGGAGGCCACUUUAAUUCCACUGAAUUGUUGUGAGUGUAUAAGCAGCGAGCCAUGCCUACCGUCGUCUUGAUGGACGUGUCUCUGUCCAUGACACGGCCGGUGUCCCUGGAUGGCAGCGAGGAGUUUCAGAGGAAGAACCUGGCUGUGCACGGACUCAACAUGUUGUUUGAACACAUGGCCUCCAACUACCGUCUGGAGUUCACGGCUCUGAUGGCCUUCUCUUCCCUCUGGGAGCUGCUGGUGCCGUUCACCAGAGAUUACAAUGCACUACAGGAGGCUCUGGGCAGCCUGGAGGACUACGACAAGACCUGCGUUGAAUCGGCUCUUCAAGGCGUUAGUAACGUCGUCCAGCAGGAGUGGGGCAGUGCCUGUCCCUGCCAGUUGAUGCUGAUUACUGACGGAUCUCUUGGUAUUGGAAAGGGUUCUCUACGGCACGCUCUCCAAACACUGAAGCACCGUGCGGAUGAUAAGAAGUUCCCACUUCCUUUCCCUUUCCCCACCAAACUGUACAUCAUGUGUGUGGCUAAUGCAGAGGAGUUACAGAUGACUGAUGCUAUGGACAACCUGGAGGAACUCCUUCGCCUCAGUGGGGGGGAUGGACAGAUCUUCACUGUGGAGGGACCACUUUGCAUGAAGAGUGUACAGGCCAUGUUCGGGAGGCUGAUUGAUUAUGCAUACUCUCCUUUCCAUGCGGUCCUGCACUGUGGGAACCUGUCGUCAGAUGUUCAGGUGUUCCCCCGACCUGAGCCUAUUGUGGUGGAUGAUGAGGUGGAGCCCAUGCCACGAGCAGUCAAUACAGAUUUGGAAAUUGUCGGCUUCAUCGAAAUUGCUGAUAUUGCCAGUCCCCCUGUUAUAUCCAGACACUUGGUUCUGCCUUUUGCUGUAAACAAAGAAGUGGACGAAGUUGGCACAGGAGCCACAGAUGAGCUUGAGGAGGAACCCUCUGCCAGUCAGAUGGCAGGAAAAAGCCCCAAUUUUUGUGUCCUUUUACACGGCAGUCUGAAAGUUGAGGGAAUGGUGGCGCUGGUCCAGCUGGGGCCAGAGUGGUAUGGUAUGCUGUAUUCUCAAGCAGACAGUAAGAAGAAAUCCAAUCUGAUGAUGUCUCUGUUUGAGCCUGGUUCAGAGCCCCUGCCCUGGCUGGGCAAGAUCUCAUAUUUGGGACCAAUCUCAGAGGCUCCUGAAAAUCCCUAUGGAGAGGAUGAUAAAAGUCCCUUUCCCGUGCAGCCGUCGGCCAAAAGAAGCUACGCCCAGAACGUUACUGUGUGGAUAAAGGCCAGUGGACUACAGACUGAUGUGCAGAAGAUUCUGAGGAAUGCAAGAAAAUUACCAGAUAAAACUCAAACCUUCUAUAAGGAGCUGAACCGCCUGCGGAAGGCUGCCCUGGCGUUCGGUUUCUGGGAGCUCCUGAAGGGAGUGGCUGAUCUGCUGGAGAGAGAGUGCACUAUGUUGCCCGACUCGGCCCAUCCCGACGCUGCCUUCCAGCUCUCCCACGCCGCACAGCAGCUCAAACUGGCGAGCACUGGGGAUUCCCAGUACGCUGCUUUUGAUCAGAAUAUCGCCCCCAUGCACACAGACUUCUCCAGCUAAAUCAAAUGUGACUUGGUGAUGACGGACUACGAUACAGCAGCUUCACCCUGUGUGGACCACGAGGAGACCACACCUGCUGCACGCUGGUUGUUGGAAACGAGUCCUGAUGGAUUACAGAAACUCUGAACAUGGCAAAAAUGUAGAUAAUGAUGUAUUUGUAAAAACGUUUGCGUGUACAUACUUUUUUUUUACAUGUUAGUUUGUAGGAUCUUUUUCACAAAUUAACAAGAUACAAAUUUCAAUUUUAUUCAGUGUGGAAUAACUGCCACAGUUACAGGAAACCUGAGACGUGACUGUUAAUGUUUGCUUUUCUAAAUUUCACGUGAUCAGCAGAAUUAGGAAGUUAUACAAAUAAGAAUUCUUCAUAGCAAGUCAGCAUUGAGCAAAAGGGACACAUGACUGUUUCUGUAUUAAAAGUCACCAGUGUACUUUUUCCCUGAGGUUUGUGGGAUGGAUCAGAAAUCUGGAAUAAUGACAUAUACAAUA
Molecule: messenger RNA, 2080 nt
Organism: Limanda limanda (common dab)
Lineage: Eukaryota; Metazoa; Chordata; Actinopteri; Pleuronectiformes; Pleuronectidae
Gene: ints14
Product: integrator complex subunit 14
Exons: 11
Coding region: 59-1594 (511 amino acids)
Biological process (GO): snRNA 3'-end processing
Cellular component (GO): integrator complex
Source: RefSeq, a predicted model, not a curated record